GAUUUCGCGCUGGACUUUGCGUACCCGCUGACGCUGCAGAAGGCCUUUGGGAUUGCUCUUGCAAGUACGGAUGCCAAACUGUGCUACGCGCUGUGAGAGCUGGAAUAAGCGCGCGGCUGUGGAGCCUUACCCUGCUGUCCGUGCAGCGUCUCGGUGUGGUUGGGUGCGGAGCUCGUGAGAAUCGAUUGAGAGAUGGGUGUAAAUCCAGGUCGCAGUUGGCGUAUUGGCGUGACUGGGUCAGCAUUUGCCAAAGCAGCUGCGAUGGAGAGUGGCAUGAAGGCCUGGCGCGCUGCGUUUUUUUUCCCAUUUGGUCAACCCGGUGACGCGCGAUGGCACACGAGGCAGCAGGUGGACUCCUGGGGGGCUGACCGACUAGGGGACUAGGGGUGGGGCAUCUUACGAUUGCUACAACUUGGAUGGGCACCGGUUGCUCGAAUUGGUUGGUUUGUUGAAGAGGAGAACCACGUUGUUGUAUUGCAGGGAUGGGCUGCUGCACAUGAUGCAGGGGGCCCUGUCUAGCUCACGAUGCAGGAGGCGACGUCACGUUAUUGUGCUAGGAUCGGGGGAAUCCCGGGGAGGGCUCAGCCCACGUAAGCAAUCUCGGGACGACUUAUUAUAUGCGCAUCCGCCACAAGAUUAUAAGAGUACAUGGAAUUGUUCUUCAAGUCGCUCAGUAGUAAGUGUAUCUAUUCGGCCUAUAUAUUGCUGUACGUUAUCAUGCGUUUGUAGGCUUGUGGCGGAGCCGCUGGAACUUGGUUUAUUAGCCUCGUUAGCAGGUGACCAGAACUUGGUUGCCCAUGACAUUUAUUUUUAGCCCUAUUCCACCCAAGGUUGCAUCUUUCCCUAUUGUGCAUCUAUGCAAGCCUGCCCUAUUUCAGGCCUUGGGGCAUCAUCUGCAAAUGAAAAAGGGGGUCCAACUCACCUUAAUACGCGAUGGGCGUUAAGGCGAGUUCUCUUCCCCACACGCGCUGGAUUGCUUGUUCUUCUGGCGACCAGCCGCAUCUUACAUGCCUGGGGGGCAUAGACUUGAGCGUGCGAGUGCAGCGCGGCGCAGGGCCCUCGUGCGUCCUGCGCCGCUGCCGCAGGUGGUUGCGGCAGGAGGGGGGUGGGUGUUGGGAAUGGUUCGCAAAUGAUGUCUGGGGGGAGGUAACGAAUAAACCAACCGUAGACGCGAUGACUUUACAGAGGUGUGAAUAAUGAUGCUGGCUGGCCCAUGCUGGCUGGCGCGGCUAGGACUCUUGAAUGACGCUGUGAGAGUGGUGUGCGCGCUUGGUUGGCAAGUUGCAGGAAGGGUGCGUGUGCAGACGUGGCGCGGCGCUAUAGCGUGGUUCUGUGCCCUGCAUCCUGUGAUUCGCCGUGGUACCUGCGUGCGUGCAGGUCUCGAUUGCCUAGAUGGCAAUAUUGCAGCGGGAAUCAGGUCCUUAUUAUGGUGCAAGAAGCCAUCAUUGCUUGCAUAUAAGUGCGGCUAUAGCUGGUAUGAGCUAUCAGGGCGACCUCGGCACGACUACGCCAGCCGCCAAGAACUCAGCAUAACACAAGGGCGAUGCACUACUCAAACCGAUUCGACGUCACCAUACAAGAACCCUGAAACCAUCUGCCGCUCAAAUCCAACGGCCCAUUACCGGUUAUUGUUACAAGCGCAAGCAAAGGAAAUAACCGGAGACGAAGUCCUCGCAGCGGAUCUUGAGCGCGCUGAGAAUGUAUAUAAAGAGCAGGUCACGAAAGCUGAGGCACUGGCGGAGGCGGUGCGGCAGAAGGCCGGAUCCUCCCAGAAGCAGCGGCAGCAGCAGCCAGGCCAGCGGUCCUACCGCUCUGGCAGCACCGGGCUCAGCGCGUCGCUGGUGGGCGACGACAGCACCUACCAACUCGGCGAGCAGGAGCUUGUGCGACUCCCGUGGCCACGGCGGCUGGCAGCGCGCUUGUGCGCGCACCCUGAUUUCGAGCUCGCUGUGGUGCUGCUCAUCCUGAUCAACACAGCGACACUGGCGCUGUACCGACCCACAGAGCCAGACAACUCACCCUGGAACCGUGCACUGUUCUGGGCGGAGGCGGCAUCCAACGCGAUGUUCACUGUGGAGAUGCUGCUGCGCGUGCUGGCCUUGGGCGGUCCUCGGCUGUACCUGCGCCAUCCCUGGAAUGUCUUCGAUGGCGCCAUGGUCGUGGUGGGCUACGUGGCCCUGCUGCCCACCGGCUCAGACUCCUCCUCGAGUGGUCUGCGGGCGCUGAGGGCGGUGCGAGCGCUGCGGCCGCUGCGCACAGUGACGCGGUUUGAGUCGCUCCGGGCAAUCGUGGCGUGUUUUUUGGAGGCCGUGCCGCUGCUGGGCUCCGCGGUGGGCCUGAUGCUGCUGUUCAUGCUAAUAUUCGCGGUAGCCGGCACCAUCUUAUUCACAGGAGUGUAUCACCGCAAGUGCUACUCCAAUGACAGCGGGUUGCCGGAGAGCAGCACAGAGGAUCCUGACAUGUUGGGAUGCGGCGGCUGGAGACACUGCCCAGCCAACUACACCUGCAGGGUAGGGCUGGGGUGGGAGAAGGUGGUCACCGCACAGAUUGACGCGCUUAACAUUGCCGGCUUCAGCAAUACGGGCUAUUCAAUGCUGAGUGUCUUUCAGGUCAUCACUCUGACUGGUUGGAGCUUCGCCAUGUACCGGACCAUCGACAGCACCCACCCCACAGCCGCUAUAUACUACGUUCUGCUGAUCAGCAUUGGGGCAUAUGUGCUGGUGAAUCUGUUUCUCGCGGUGCUCAAAAUCAAAUUUGCCAAGGCGCAGACUGCGUUCCGCGCGCGCAACACGGGCCGCGGCCGCAGCCGCCGCAAUAGCGUGGUAACCCUUUUGGAGAAGGCCAAAUCGAGAUUCAGCGAGCUCAGCGCCCGGCGCUCGGCGUCUCACAUCCUCAACUCCAGCAUCACCAAUCUGCUCACCGCCCGCUUAUCCCAGUUCAGUGACAACGGCACGAUGGCCACCGGCUCGCUGUCGGGCAUUCCUUCGAGCUACAACGAAUCAGCAACAAGGGCUGCAGCCACGACCGUCAAGGACGCCAGCAGUCGCGGUGACGGCGGCAGUAGCGCCGCCACUGCCACCGCUGCCGCAAUUGGUGGUGCUGCCAGCAGUAAUGGCGGGGCUCCAGGCCGCAAGCACCCGCAAGCCGACUUGCUGCCGCACAAGAUGAGGCAGGAUUAUCGGCCGUGCGAGCAGAAGCCAAAGACACGAUUGCAUCUCCACACAGGCAGUAGCAGCUGCGACGACAGCAGUAACCACGUCCGUGGCCGGCGCCGGAGGCGCACCACAAGCAAGUGUGGCGCUGGCAGUGGUAGCGGCGGUAGCAGCGGUGACCUGCCGCAGCUAGAUCCAGGACCCGGUUGCGACGAGUUUCUGGCCGCACUGAUGGAGAAACCUCGUCAGUUGGAGGCUUGCGAAGACGGUCGUGCGCGGCGCGCCUCUGCCCCAGUUUUGCCUGGCCCAGGGCUAACACCGGCCUCGGAUGCAUCGGCGUUUUGUAGAAUCCUAAGCAGCGGCCAGCAGCGGCCGGGCCCCCCCCUAAUGUCCCAAAGCGGAGAAGUGAUAGUGACGGAGGCCACGCCAGCAGCGGCGUCACUUGCGGCAGUGGGUGGUGGUUCAGCUUCCCUAGGAAUGAGUGGCGAAGGGCAUAUUCGCAGCGGCGGCGCCAGCGGUGUUGGCGUCGUCGCUGCUCUUGGUGAAACUGUCGCAGACGCAGCUGGGCCCUUGGAUGUGGGUACGGCAAUGACUGCGAAGGACAUACGGCUCAACGAGCAGGGACUUUCAUCGCCGUCGCCGCCGCUUCCACAGCAACAGCAGCAGCAGCAGCAGCAGCAGCAGCAGCAGCAGCAGCAGCAGCAAGAGCAACCGCCACGCACCGCAGCGGCGGACACCGCCCCAACAACGGCCACCGCCACUGCCACCGCCGGUGAUCCGGCUCUACGGCAGCAGGCUCAUAUCCGCAGAACACAGCAGCGGCAGGGAGGUCGUAUGCUCAACGUCAGCCGUAACGCUGUUGUACCAUUGCCGCCAUCGUCAACUCUGUCCCCAGCAGCCCCUGCGGCAGCCCUGGCGGCGCCCGCCGCCGAGUCAUCUUCCCCGCAGGUUGCCAUCUCCCCCUUCGCUGUGGCCGCUGAGCCGCAGUUGCCAGUACCGGCCUUACGUAACGCCGGGCUUGGCACGGGUUCUUUUUCGCGCGGGGUGAAGAUCAAGGCUCCGUCGCCAGCACCGUCUCAAGCACCCAAUGCGAACCCUACACACAGCGACUCCGGCGUCGCCAACCCAAACCUGCCCAGAGAUCCCCAGCAGCUCUACAUGGGGGACAACCUCGCCAUGGCCGCCCUCAUGUUUGAUCCGGUGGAGUUUGAUGAGGUGGUGGCGGGCGAGCCGCCGCUUCGCCGCCUGCAUCUCCGGGUCAUGUUCCGAGUGCGACUGCUUGUGGAGUCGUCCGCCUUCUCUUACACCAUGCUGGCUAUCGUCUUCGCGAACACUGCCGUGCUGGCCAUGGAGUACGACGGUAUGAGCGCACCGUACGCUAAAGCGCUGCUGGACUGCAAUUACGUCUUCACCGGGUUAUUCACUCUUGAGAUGGCUAUCAAGUUGUACGGCAUGGGGUUAUGGGAUUACAUCAAGGACGGCUUCAAUGUAUUCGAUGCGCUCAUCGUUGUCGCCUCCUGGCUGGAGAUCAUCCUCACCCUUGUGGGGACGUCGGGGAAUUUCAACGCCAUGGCGGCUCUUCGUGCCGUUCGCGCGCUCCGUCUUCUCAAGGCCUUUCGCUACCUGAGAUCCCUUCGCAAGAUCGCGUCCAAGCUGUUGGCGUCCUUCUCCUCCUUCGUUGCCGUCGCGGUGCUCAUUGCGCUCUUUUGGGUCGUGUUCGCGAUCGUGGGACUGCACGUGUUCGGCGGCUUGACUCUGGCUGAGGAGCCGUACUACCCCAAUUUCGACACCUUCAUGAACUCUCUUGUCACCACCUUCACGAUUUUGACUCUGGAGAACUACCAGGACAAUAUGUACGUCACCAUUCGGGCCACAAGCUAUGGCUCAGCUGUAUUCUUUGUGGCAUGGAUAGUGGUGGGCAAGUACGUCUUGCUGACCCUCUUCUUGGCGGUUACUCUGGAGGCCUUCGAGGCCAAGUACGACGAGCAGAGCACCAACAGCAGCAUAAUCAGCAAGAAGGUAGGCCGGAUUAUUGACGGCUACCCUUGUGAACCUGCCGCCGAUGUCACCGGUUUAAGAGCUGCAGCGGAUACCUCACUAGCCGAUGGGCCGAGCUGCGCUGCUACCGGCGGAGAAGGGCCGUGGCGCGGCAAUGGCCACAGGGGGGCGGCUCCAGACGUUGCGAGGACGGCUGUUCCGGGAGGUGCGGCUGCAGCGGGGGCAGCGGCGGCAGCGGCGGCAGCGGGGGCAGCGGGGGCGGCCGCUGAACACGACACGGGCGGCGGUACAGCGGACCUGCAGCCCGUCCAGAGGGGCCCCGGCGAGACCGUCACCGAUCAGAAUUCAACAACAGAGCCGUCGCAGUACGAUAACACCGGCAGUGCUGCGCGCGAUGUCAACGGUGGCGGCCGCAACAGCGCUGCCGCCGCCGCCAUCGGGGGCCCGGUCGUUCAGCCGAUGCCGCAGGCUCCACCCCGAUCCGGCCCAGUUGCUGAGAAGACAGAGCAUCAUCACCAUUAUCGGUCGCUUGAGCGCAGAGGUGACGGUGACGGCGAGGCCACAGCGGCGGGACCUGCCGAUACCAGCUGGGCUUCCGCCGAUGAAGCUGCCGCCGGGAGGUUCACAGGCAUGGUCGCCACGCCGGCAGCUGGGGCGAGCCUAUUUGCGGCACGCGUAUCCGCUGCCUCCGACGUCUGCGGCAGGAGCAGCGUCAGCGGCGCCGGCUACGCCAACGUCGGCCUGGUUGACGUACAGAUGGCCCCGGCCCCCAACCACUCGCAUGCGGGGGAAGCGGGGCUUGUUCAAAAGGAUCUGGCACGCAGCAUCAGCGCCCAACCCCCAUCCUGGGAUCGGGCGGCGGUGCAUACCAAUGCAUCUGUUGCUGCUACCGACGCGUCGGGUCCUCUCGACCCUGCCGCGGGUGGUCACGCGGGCAGGUGCAGCAUGCCGCCGGGAGCAACACUGCCCCCACCGCUGCCGCCAACACCACCACCAGCAAACCUGCCGCCGCCACCAUCGCCGCCGCAGCCGCUGCUGCCGCGACAGCCGCAGCGCGCUUCCCAGCCUGGGGUCGUGCAGCAAGCCCUCAACACGCACACCGCAGCCCCAUCGUGCAGUUCCUGCACGUGCACCUCCCUGGCCUCGUCCCCCAUCAGCUCGGUGUCUACCUCAGCUGACGCAUUUGGGGCCCGAGGCAGUAGCUGCGGAAUCGCCAACAUGCGCCGCAGCGGCAGCAGCGGCCGUAGCGGCAGCAGCGGCCAUAGCGGCAGCAAUGAUGCGCGGGGCCCGGAAGUCGAUGGGGGUGGGAGCAGCUCUCACACAGGAACUAGUCCGCCUGAGCUCAAACCGACGCCAACAGAAAGUACGGAAGGCGAUGGUACGACAGCCGUCUCGGGCAACCGCGGCCGAAUUGUUUCCACUGCACGUCCUGAAUCGUCCUCGACCACGGCAGCGGCACUACCCACUGCGGUGGUCCCGGCGGCGGCGGAUGCGAUGGCCGGUAACGCUAGCUGCAGCGGCAACGAAGCGUCCAGGGCCUUACGUCAUUUCGAAGCGGGCGAUGAAGAGCUCAUCUUAAAUGCGUUGCUGGCGUCCGCUGACGAAGACGCGCUUCCACAACUGCCGCCACUGCCGGCCCCGCCACGGCCUUCAUGCAGUCAGCAAGUACUGCAGCUGCCGCUGGGUCGUACAGGCGAUGAUUGCAGCGGCGGCAUUCACGCCGCCGCUGCCGUCAGCUGUGGUCUUCAUCCCAGCUGCCAGCACCACUGCGUGCUGACACCACACCAGGAGCGUCAGGCCGGCGAAGCCGCGUGUGGUAAAAACGGUACGGCACACGCAUCCCUGUCGUACGACCGGAGUGACACAGCGGCCGAAUUGAGAUUGGCGCUCGCGCUUGUGGAGAAUGGCGACGAGUCUGCCGCGCUCACCUGGGGUGCCGCCGGUUCCGGCGGCAGCGGCGGUAACGGCAGAUCUUCAUCGUGGCGGACGGCGCAAACGAGGCAGCCGAUGGGCAUCCACGGUGUCGCAAGGAUUUCUGAGGCCAUGCCGGCUAAGGCCUCUCAGUUAGCUGCGACACACGACGGCGGCCGCCGACGGGACGGUGGCAAGCCGCCGUCCGCCGCCAUCAACCCCGGCGGGUCCCCGUACCCCACUAACGGCGUCCAACGCCGCUAUCGUACACGCACCCAAGUGUGCAUCGAUUUGCCUCCGCAAGCCGACGACGACAGCGGGCGGCAGCCUGGCGGCGGCGCCGGCGGCGGCUCGCCGACGGCAUUUCCGCAGGGUCGGCUUUCCAGCGGACUGCUGUCGUCGUACUGGUCUACGGACAGCAGCCUGAUGCUCCCCAAUGACAACUUAGCGUCGGCGGGAGUCUGGUCCAUGUCGUCAGACGCGUUGCGAACAGAGCAAUCCACCGUGAACGGGAUAGCGGUUCCCGGAGGGGGCCGUAUGCGCGGCAGCGGCAAUCUGGAUUCUGCACAAUCGCUUACGGCGCAGGCAACAGCCAGCUGCGGCAUGAUGACGUUGGAGGGGCCCUCCCUGGACCCCCACUCGGCGCUGGCGAGAGCGCUGUUCUGGGGUGAUGCGGCCUGCACGGCCAUCUUCACCCUGGAGCUCAUAGCCAAGGUGUUCGCCUGGAACUUUGUGGGCUACAUCCGGCACAUCACUAACCAGGUGGACUUCGUUGUGGUAGUCACAGGGUUGUUGGAUCUUGCGCUCAGCCACGUGAGCCCCCAGGCGAUCUCCGCGCUGCGGGUCCUCCGGGCCCUCAAGCCCCUGCGGCUGCUGACUGGCUCACCCGGCAUGCGGCUGGUGUUCAAGAGUGUGGUGCUGAGCCUGGGCGCCAUGGCGCAUGUGUCCGUGCUGUGCCUGAUGUUCCUCGUCGUGUUCGCCAUCUUAGGGGUGCAGCUCUUCAGCGGCAAGCUGUACAGUUGCAACGACCAGUCGGUGUCGGGUCGCUCCCAAUGCGUGGGGUCCUUCCUGGAUCCACGCACAAACACCACCCUGGAGCGAUCCUGGGACAACGUAUGGCCCAACUUCGACAACGUGGGCAAUGCUCUGUUGGCGUGCUUCGUGGUGGCCUCCUGUAACGGCUACAUGGACCUGAUGACCGCCUCAAUGAGCGCCCCCUCGGUGAAGGACCGCCAACCGCACCUGAACUCCAACCCGGCCGCAUUCUUCUGGUACGUUGGCUUCACGGUUGUGGUGUCCUUCACCCUUCUGAACCUGUACGUGGGAGUCAUCUUUUCCCAGUUCUCCCGCAUCCGCAACAUGAGCACCACGGGGUCCGCCUUCCUCACGAGCCAGCAGCUCGAGUGGGUGGAGAUGUCCAAGAUGGUGUUCAGGUUGAGGCCGCCGGACAAGAGCGCGCUACCCAGGGGGCCGCUGCGGCGGCCUGUGAGGCGCCUGGCGCAGUCCAAGGCGUUCGAAUGGGUGACCUUGAUCGUCAUUAUGGCCAACGUGGCGGUGCUGGCGGCGACAUGGUACGGCCAGCCGGCCAUCAUGGAUGACGUACAGGAAAACUUCAACAUUGCCUUCACGACCCUCUACACGAUAGAGGCCUGCCUCAAGUUGUACGGCCUGGGUUUCCGCCUGUACUUCGGGGACCCCUGGAACAAGUUUGACUUUGUGGUUGUGGUUUCGGGGCUGAUCGAGGUGGCGCUGAGGUUCCUGCAUACGGGGUACACGCGCGUGCUGCGUGUCUUCCGGUUGCAGAGGCUGUUGCGAGUGGCACGACUGCUGCGGCAGAGCAAGGGUAUUCGGACUCUGUUCCAGGCGCUGGUCAUGUCGCUGCCAGCUUUCGGCAACGUGGGCGCCCUCAUCGGGCUGCUCUUCUUCAUGUACGCCUACGUGGGUGUGCUGCUGUUCGGCAGGGUGAGACAGGAUGACCACACCUCAACCAUCAACUCCUCAGCCAACUUCGGCAACUUCGCCCAGGCGCUUUCGGCCCUCCUCCGAGUGGCAACGGGGGACAACUGGACUGACCUCAUGUACGGCUGCAUGGUGAAGCCGCCUCGCUGCUCCCGGGACGCCGGUGACUGCGGCAGCUGGUUGGCGCUGCCUUAUUUUCUGUCGUUUUUCUUGUUGAUCUCCAUCAUCUUGCUCAACCUGUUCACUGCGGUCAUCAUUGAAAACUUCGAAAAGGCGCAUGAGCAGGACGAGUGGAGGCUCACACCCCAGAACCUGGAGGACUUUGUGAUGCUUUGGAGUGAGUUCGACGACGGCUCCGGAACCAUCACUCCAGCCGCCCUGGAGCAGCUGCUGCUGCGACUGGACCCUCCCCUAGGUUUAGGGCCUUAUGCCGACAACAAGGAGGUCCUCAAGUUCGUGUACGACCUGGACAUACCGCUGGUGAAUAGCCGCGUGCCCUUCCACAAGACCGCUUUUGAGCUUGUCAAGCGAAUUAGUCAGACGGAUAUACCCGAGGGGCAGUUAAAGGCCCAGAUGGAGGGCCGUGUGGAGGCGUUUUUCCGUGACCUGAACAGCUCAUGCAAACAGGAUGGCCAAAUGCACUUCACAGUCGCCUUCAGCGUCAUGCUAAUACAGCGCCGCUGGCGCUCCCGCUUCCGCGCCAACCGACUGCGGCAAAAGCGCGCCUGGCGGGCGUCCCGUUGCGAGGCGCCCGCGUACCGCUCCCUGAUGGAUGGCUCGGGACCGCAACGUGUGGUGGAGGCGCUCAUGCGGGAGGGAGCCCGCGCUGUGGCGGCGGAGGCGGCGGCGGUGAAGCCGGCGGCGCCGCCGCCGCUGGAUGCAACGGCGACAGCGGUAUCAGGGCCUGGGGAUGUACACGUGGCCGAUACGCCGACUCUAGGGGACGCCCUCAGCCUCGGCCCCGCCGCCAGUCUUCGCUGGACCCUCAAUCCCAAUCUGGUGCCCGCAAGCCUGAGGCUGGCUGUCGGGAACGCCGCCGACGCCGCGCGGCGCCGGCAGCAGGAGCAGCAGCAGCAGCAACAGCCGACGGCCCUCUUACAAUGGGCCCCUCUGCGCAGCUUGGCGCGGCUGGCCACGAGGAUCAGCACCAACUCAAGCGGGGAGCUGCAGCCGACGUCACCUCCGAUGCGUCGCGCACUGACGGCAGCGGACGAUGCCCUGGCGGCGCCGCGGCCGCACUACAGCUCAGCAAAUGGUCGUUUAUUCAAUUCCAUGCGACGCAUUCGCGCAUUCCAGGACAAUAACAUGCCGCCGAGGCUCCCCAUGCGGCCCAGAUCUUGGACGGGAGCGCCCGAAGGCGGCUGCACCGUGAACAGCGCCAUGGGUGGCGCCGGCGAUCUCAAUGGCUGCAGCCUCAGGACGAUAUCUACCGUGGAAGCCGUACCAAUGGACGAGCGGGAGCUGCGGCCCAGGUUCCUGAAACCCGAGUCUCCCGCCGGCGCUAGCGCGAGCCGCGGCAGCGGAGGUGGCGGAGGCAGCGGCCUGGGCGGUAUCGCCAGCGGCCUGGCGGCCUCCAUGCGCCGGUACUUCAGCUUCCGCAAAGGCCCCGCGACGGCAAUUGAGGAGCCCUCAAGUACGACAAGGGGCGGCGGCGGAGGCAGCUUCGGCAGGCGGAGUCCCUCCCGUAUCAGCCCAAGUUGGCGGCGGCGGGGACGGAGGCAGGGCGCGCCCAUGGCGUCAGUACUGCGACCGUCUUUGGACGUUGGCAAUAGUACGGCCAUGAUGGCGGCGCCGACAUCUACAGCGGUAUCUCAGCGGAAGCUCCGCGCCAUGUUGGAUUUCGCGAUGGCGGCUGGGGAGCUGGCGGCUGGCGGCGACGAGUCCUUUCCCUCCAGCCGUUCCGUAUCCCGGCGGCGUUGGGCUCCAGGGACGGUCGGUGGCGACAGCACACGGUCAAUCUGUACGACACCGGAUGGCAAUGGCAACGUGCGCAAAGUUAAGGAUCAGUUCGUACGGAUCCGCUAG
This is a messenger RNA of Volvox carteri f. nagariensis, 11045 nucleotides long. RefSeq lists its product as uncharacterized. Gene Ontology annotation, molecular function: voltage-gated sodium channel activity. The transcript has 35 exons. Lineage: Eukaryota; Viridiplantae; Chlorophyta; Chlorophyceae; Chlamydomonadales; Volvocaceae. Gene Ontology annotation, cellular component: plasma membrane; voltage-gated sodium channel complex. Bases 1197 to 11045 code for a protein of 3282 amino acids. The record is from RefSeq and is a predicted model, not a curated record. Gene Ontology annotation, biological process: monoatomic ion transport; transmembrane transport.